UGGAUAAUAAAAAAACAUUCCUUAUCUGUUAAUACGUUUGAAAUCUGAGAAAAAUACAAUGAAGUUUUACUCAUUGAUGGGUAUAUCUUUAUAUUUCAGGUUCUUGGGAUUAUUCCUUUCAUUUAUUAAUUGUCUUAUCGAUUACAGGGUCCCAUAAAGAAAGAUUUUAGCAUUAAUUUUUUUUACUUUGUAGAACGCAUAAUUUAAAGUGUCUUUAUCAUUUGAAGCUAUAGAACACAUUUGACACUGUAGAUUCAGCCUUAGGUACCUACAUUAACUUUUCGCUUCUUGUUUGAUCAUUUUCUAAAGAGCGGAUGUUUUUCGGAUGUUUUCUUCAGAAAAUCUUUUUCUACUUCCUAAGCUAAAGACAUUUCCCUUUUAUUUUUAGUAAAGAACAUGAUAGCUGCGUGUUUUUCUCUUAUUUUAAUGAUAUCAACAGAGACGGCAACUUUGUCGACAUUCAGAAGACUUAACUCUACAAAAGUGAUUUCAAAGAGACAAGUACAAACAUCAUGUGAUAAAGGAUGGUACCCUUUUGAAAAUAGGUGCUAUAGGGCUGGAGGUACUAAGAAGAUGAGACUAACCUGGGAAAAAGCAGCUCAACAUUGCAAGAAGCUUGGUGGGAGACUAGCUUCGAUACAUUCACAAGAACUUUCAGAUUUUUUAACAGCUUUUGUAUUGCUGGACGUGCAAUACACUUCAUGGAUUGGACUUAAUGACAGAGACAGAGAAUCUGAAUAUAAAUGGGAUGAUGGAACAGAGGUUGAUUUCACGAAUUGGGAACCCAGUGAACCAUCGGGACACAGUAACCCAAAGGAAGACUGUGUAAAUAUGGUAUAUAUUUCUGGAAGAUCAGACGGAAGAACAGGAAAUUGGAAUGAUUUGGAAUGCGAACAAGAAAGAGAGCUGAUUUGCCAAAGAAACAAAAGAAAACAAAUCAGGAAACAUACAGAUCCCAGGUUUUGUCCUUCACGUAUUGGGGGAUGGAGACUGGGAAUAUCCUGUUAUCAUGUAGUUUCUGAAAAAUUGAGUUGGCAGGAAGCUGAAGCAUAUUGUAUAGAUAAACAUGACGGUCAUUUGUUGACUAUCAAGGAUUUUAGAGUUAAUCUGUUUAUACAAUAUAUAUUGCGAAACUACACAGAAGAUGUUUGGAUUGGUAUUAAAAUCAAAGAUGAACUUCAACAACAGUGGUCCUCAGGGUGGUACGUUUCUUUCAACGACUGGAUGGAAGAACCAGGAAAUUUUUCAGAAGGAGCUUGUGCUAUUCGAACAGUAAACAAGUGGACAACAAUACCUUGCAGAGAACGCAUGUCAUUUAUCUGUGAAAUUUCAACAGUUUCAGAGACUGUACCAUCUUUGGCAUCAUAUGACGAGCUAAUUUGUCCCAAUGAACCCGUCGGUUGGAGAGAUUUUGGAGGUGAAUUUUGUUACUAUAUUGAUACCAACCAUGUCACAUGGUAUGAAGCUAAUUUCAGAUGCAUGAGGCGAGGUGGUACACUGGCCAGUUUUCAUUCUCAAACUGUACUGGAUAUUUUGCAUCCGUUCUUGAUGAUUCAUUUCACUAAAGCACGAUUCAAUUCAUGGAUUGGACUUUAUCGACACAUGCAAUACGAGGAAGAAUUUGUAUGGGCAGAUGGAUCACCAUUAAAUUUCACAGCAUGGGCUAUUGGUGAGCCAAGUUUUGAGAAUGAACAAUGUGGUGAAGUGAAUCCUCAAACCAUGGAGUGGUACAACUAUUUUUGCAAUCAUCACAGACCUUUCAUUUGUUCUGUUCGGAAAAUCUCCUCAAAUAGGACGGCAAACAGUGAAGUUCGAGUUCCUUUAUGUGUUUUAGGUAGAUACACUACAGAAGAUUUAUUUGGUGUUAUACUCUGUGUUCUGAUUAUUGGUAUUCUUCUGGGAGUUGUUAUUUACUAUUUCUGCCGCCAUUACCAAAAUGAACAGCGAGCAAGGAAGGCAUCUAGAGUACCUGUACAACCUUCGUUGCGAGAUCAAAUGCCCAAAUACAGAUCAGCUAAUGAGAUUGUGAUUGCCAGUGACGUUUAAGAAAAUGUGAACUGAAAUCCAACAAUAUUUUAUGGAAAUGCUUUAAAAGAUUUAUUCCUUCAAGUGUCAAGCAGAAAAAAGAAUCAACUAAGAACUACAGCAUUUAAUGUAUACUUAUACUUAACCUUACGAAAAAAUAAGGCGUUUUCGAGGUUGUUUUGUGAUUGACAAAUGUAUUCCAAGUCAACUUCAAAUAAACCUCAAAUCAACUUUA
Parasteatoda tepidariorum (common house spider) is the source of this 2260-nucleotide messenger RNA. RefSeq names its product macrophage mannose receptor 1. The record is from RefSeq and is a predicted model, not a curated record. NCBI's taxonomy places the organism in Eukaryota, Metazoa, Arthropoda, Arachnida, Araneae, Theridiidae.